This is a messenger RNA of Coniophora puteana RWD-64-598 SS2, 1231 nucleotides long. RefSeq lists its product as uncharacterized. NCBI's taxonomy places the organism in Eukaryota, Fungi, Basidiomycota, Agaricomycetes, Boletales, Coniophoraceae. Bases 177 to 1118 code for a protein of 313 amino acids. The transcript has 13 exons. The record is from RefSeq and is a predicted model, not a curated record.
ACAGCCGCGACCCUGUCCCUCAUCAUGAACAACUUCUGCAGUCAUGAGGCCCGCAUCAAUACCUCUACCGGCGGUCUUUAUAUACCCCUGCGUGUCUUUCUACCACGUCGAGCAUCGUUGAGCCCGUAUUCGUCUGCAAGCACGGUUACGAAGACGCUUCCAACGAGUAGGCCACUAUGGGGCAGUAUGAUACGACUCUGGGGGCUAUCCUCCUCGGCGUUGUCUUUAACGCAUAUCUAUACGGGGUUCUUACCGUCCAGUUCACUCAGUAUUGCUUCGCUGGAGUAAACGACUGGCGGGUUUUCAGGGUCUUGUUGAUCUCUGUCUUUGUGGUGGACACGGCAUAUACUGCCUCGGCAAUCUACACAGUAUGGUUCUUCGCGAUAGCUCAUUACGAUGACCCCGCCGCAAUGACCCAGCCUGUUUGGCUGCUCGAGAUCAGUCCAAUCCCAACAGCGUGGUCAGCCUUUGUUGCCCAGCUGUACUUCAUUCUACGCCUUUGGCGGCUAGUGGGCAGCAAGGCGCUGGUCAUCGUUUGCAAUGUGCUAGGUGUGAUCAGCCUCGCCCUGGCCGUGUGGACUGGAGUUGCCGCCCGCAUCACGAAAAUUCAUGGCGGAAAUUCGAUUUCAGUGGUGAAUGAGCAGAUGAUAGUCUGGCUCGUCACGUUGGUAGUAACAGAUUGCUUCAUUACUGGCUCGUUAAGUAUAGCGCUAUUACGUGCGCGUACCGGAGUUGGCAGGACCGACUAUCUCGUUUAUCAGGUCAUCAGAGGGGCCGUUCAGACAGGGGUGUUCGCUGGCAUCUUUUCUCUCGCAACUCUCGUUACCUAUGUCUGCUUGCCCCUGACCGCCCUGUCCUUGCUGUUUGCUAUCCCUACUGGGCGCAUAUAUACCUCCUCCCUGAUGUACUCGCUGCUGCUGAGAGCUGACUCUGCUGAACGUUGCAGCCGCGGAGGCCGAUCUAAUAGUCGAAGCGUGUCCGCAACCACUCGAGUGGUCCAGCUGACUUCAGCCAUUACGGCUUGCGAGCUCGACGUCUACGAUACGAGGCCCAGCGCGAUGACGCAUCCUUCUGAGAGCAAGUCUGAGAGAGUGGCGGCGGCUACGGUGCCUGAAUAACCGUCCCCUUGGCGCUUGCGUCUCUCUUCUAUCGCUAGGACAGAGUGACAGGUGUUAUACAUAUCCUUUCUCACGGAACCCAUGACUUCAUUGAAGCAAGUGGAUUUGAUAGC